GCUGAAUAAUUUUCUGACGUGUCUUUUGUCGGGUUAUGAUGUCAAAUAGAUUAUUUUCGUGAUUGAUAAGCCGGCGUUUAGGAUGAAACUCAACAAAUUCUACGCUAAUUUCAAAUUAAAAUGCCUGUACAUUAUCCUAGUUCUUAUAGAAUUAUCAGAUUCCAAGGCAGAAGUGCCCAGGCCUCGAGGGGUGGCUUUGUCUCGAGCCCCUCUGUACGACCCAGACACUAACUUUACCUGCUUCGAUGGCAGCAAAACUAUACCUUAUAAUCAGGUAAACGAUGACUAUUGUGACUGUGAGGAUAGUAGUGAUGAACCAGGCACAAGUGCAUGUGCAGGAGGCUCUUUUUAUUGCCUAAAUGCUGGAUAUAAACCAAGUAUUUUAAAGUCGGAUAGAGUUAACGAUGGCAUAUGUGACUGUUGUGAUGGCUCAGAUGAGUAUUCUGGAAGAAAAACCUGCGUAAAUAACUGUCAGGAAAUGGGAAAAGCUGCAAGAGAAGAGGCUUUUAGAUUAGCUGAGCUACUAAAAGUCGGUAAACAACUUAGAGCGGAGCUAAGCCAAGAAGGGCUAAAAAUGAAGAACGAAAAACAACAAAAAUUGGGUGAAUUGCAAAAACACAAAGAAGAAGCAGAAAAAAUCAAAUCUGAAAGAGAGGAAUUGAAGAAAAAGGCCGAAGAGGUUGAAGGAAAAGCACUGGAAUAUUACAAAGAACUGGAAGAACAAUACAAGAAACAAAGAGCCGAAAAAGAGGCCGAGAAGCUCCAACAAGAGGCCGUAGAGAACUUCAAGAAGCUGGACAGCAAUCAGGAUGGUUUAGUUGAAAUUGCUGAACUGCAAUCGAGACAGAGUUUUGACAGAGACCGUAAUGGAGAAGUUUCAGAGGAGGAGGCAAAAUUGUUCUUAAACAACCAAGAGUCAGUGGAUUUGGAAACAUUUAUCGAAAAGUCUUGGCCUUUAAUGAAACCUUUUGUUAAAAUCGACUCAGGGAUGUUCAAACCGCCAGAAACAACAUCAGAAGCCGAAUCAGAAGACUUACAAGAUCAAGAAGAAGAGCUGAAGGUUGAAUUUGGUGAGAGUGAACAUGAAGAGGGUGGUGAAGAAGAUGAGGAUGAAGAUAACGAAAAAGAAGAACAGCCAGAAGAGCAUGAAGAAGAAGAACACUACAUAACUUAUGAUGAAGAAACUCAAAAACUCGUAGAUUUGGCUAGUGAGGCUAGAAAUCAUUAUUCAGAGGCAGAAAAAGAUGUGAGAAGUAUUAACGACCAGAUAAGGGAUUUGGAGCAGAGUUUGAAGAAAGAUUUUGGUCCUGACGAGGAAUUCGCCUCUUUGGAAGGUCAGUGUUUCGACUAUACUGACCACGAGUACGUUUAUAAACUGUGUCCCUUCGAAAAAUCCCUACAAAUUCCCAAGUCCAGUUCUUCAGAAACAAAUUUGGGCAGGUGGUCGAAAUGGGACGGUCCAAACAACAACCCUUACGAAAUUAUGCUUUACGAGCAUGGUCAGAAUUGCUGGAAUGGUCCCAAUCGGUCGACUAGAGUAAAACUGUCCUGUGGUGCAGAAAGUAAGGUUACCAGCGUUUCCGAACCGAACAGAUGCGAGUACGCUUUCGAAUUCCAAACACCGGCAGCCUGUAGGGAGGUGUCAAGUGCGGAGGGCAAAGAUGGCGACUUACACGACGAAUUAUAGA
Sitophilus oryzae (rice weevil) is the source of this 1688-nucleotide messenger RNA. It is a transcript of the gene GCS2beta, whose product is annotated as glucosidase 2 subunit beta. The record is from RefSeq and is a predicted model, not a curated record. Bases 83 to 1687 code for a protein of 534 amino acids. Gene Ontology annotation, cellular component: glucosidase II complex. The transcript has 9 exons. Gene Ontology annotation, biological process: N-glycan processing. NCBI's taxonomy places the organism in Eukaryota, Metazoa, Arthropoda, Insecta, Coleoptera, Curculionidae.